AUGAAUUAUAUUUUGGUAGUUGUUUCAAACAAUAAAAACGACGAGGUGAACUUCCUGUGCGAGUACUACCACUCCGUCAUCCCCGUCGUCCUCGCGAGCCCUUUCUUCUUACUCGCCAACUACUUCCUGCUUCCCGUGGUGGUCCUCGGUUUGUGCCUUAUGACUGUCGUGCUCUGCGGCUUCGACGAUGCGGGCUUCGCCUUCUCCAGCAUCACGAGGGACAACUUCGCCAUAAAGUCCGGCGUCGUCAACACCACCAUGUGCCUCCUAAUCAAGUCCAUCUCCUCGCCGUCGGCCUUCUUCACGACGGUGGACUUUGCCAUCACCUUCCUCCUCUUAGCCAUCUUCUUCUACGAGGAGAUGUGGGAAUUCAUCGUCUUCCUCCUCUCAAACUGGUUCAUGGUGUCACUGGUCCACAACUACGUGACAAAGCGAUGGUGGCGUGAUAGCAAGAUGUUCAGGAGCUCUGUCCACCGCAUCAUAUGGUUGCGGAAAAAGAUGAGCCAGCCCAUCCUUGGCUUCAAGCAGUUCUCACUGCUGAACCUCCGGUGGCCGCUCGUCCUCGGCCUGCCAUCCAUGUUCUCUCUGGUGCUCGAGACGGCACCCGUGCCAAAAGGCGCCAAAUACGCCAUCAUGGAAUCGCUUGUGAAGCACAUCCAUGAUGGCACUGAUCUCAACAAUGGAAGCUCUGUUCUUGUGAACAGAGAAGACCUCUUGCCGGCGUGUCGGAGCGAUAGCCUCGCGGAGGUCAUCCUCACCUGGCACGUCGCUACCACCAUCAUGGAGGCCAAGUACUCUCCUGACAAGGGAAAGCAGAGCAAGGCUUCCCAGUACCACAUGGUGGCGACGAGGCUGUCCAAGUACUGCGCCUACCUGGUGGCCUUCCACCCCGAACUACUCCCGGACAACCAGGAAAAGUCAGAGCGCGUCUUCGAGGCCGCCAAGGAGGAGCUCAAGGCCACGCUCAAAUGCGCCCCCUACUACCUCUUGUGUUGGCGCUCGAGGGUCGACAAGGUCAUGGCGGCCCCCAACAGGGAGGCUACUGCGGCCUGGGAGGACGGCAAGGUGGUCCACAAUGGCACGAAGUUGGGGAAUAUGCUGAGGGAGGAACCUACGAGGGACGACGACACCCAGCGGGAGCAGACGUGGAAGCUGCUUGCCGACCUGUGGACGGAGCUCCUCGUGUACCUCGCGCCGUCGGGCGAUGAGGAGCGCGUGAUGGGGCACGAGAGUGUGCUGGUGCAGGGCGGCGAGUUCAUCACCGUGCUUUGGGCCUUGACCACCCACACCGGAAUAACCCGCCCCGAAAAGUAGUAUGGAUAUCUUUGCUGCGUGUGCGUUUUGGCCUAUGUGGCUUCAUAUUGGUUGGUUGCUUGCGUUUUUCUGUUUUCAUUAAAUUGUUUAUUUCUAAGCGGAUUGAGAACAUUUCAUUUGUAUUAAUAUUGUCAAUGAGCUGUUCACAAUCUUCCUAUUGCUAUGUUGGCCAGAAUAUUUUUUACAUAAAAUCAUCGAGAGCUCCGAACCGGCGCCCUUUGCGCCCCACUCUCAUGGGCCGGCCUAACAUGCAAGCUGCUCGCUUGGUCGGUCAACCCCGCUUCGUUCGCUCGUU
Molecule: messenger RNA, 1609 nt
Organism: Triticum aestivum (bread wheat)
Lineage: Eukaryota; Viridiplantae; Streptophyta; Magnoliopsida; Poales; Poaceae
Exons: 1
Coding region: 1-1314 (437 amino acids)
Source: RefSeq, a predicted model, not a curated record